Molecule: messenger RNA, 7537 nt
Organism: Pungitius pungitius (ninespine stickleback)
Lineage: Eukaryota; Metazoa; Chordata; Actinopteri; Perciformes; Gasterosteidae
Gene: cacna1db
Product: calcium channel, voltage-dependent, L type, alpha 1D subunit, b
Exons: 52
Coding region: 303-7178 (2291 amino acids)
Biological process (GO): calcium ion import across plasma membrane
Cellular component (GO): voltage-gated calcium channel complex; membrane
Molecular function (GO): high voltage-gated calcium channel activity
Source: RefSeq, a predicted model, not a curated record
AUUAGUGCGUAGCCCGUGUACAUGUACAUGUAGAUGUAGACCUCAGCGCGGAUACUAAUUGGCGGUGGUGGAUGGACUGCUGCGGUCAGCGCGUGCCCGUCGGAUCCGCCGUGAAUCUGCAGGCGGGCACCCGGAUGUGGCGAACAUGUUCGGCGCUCCUCUCGGGGUUUUGUGCUCGGGAAAAUUAUUUUACAAUUCAGGUUGACGGCUCGCUUCGGGCGCGCGCUUCGACACCUUUUGGUGUUUUCUCCUCCCAACGAUGAGUUGGAUCUAAGGAGGACCGUUUCAAUGUGGAUUCGAGGAUGCAAGAAGCAGAUGAACAGUCUGAAGGGGCACAGUAUGCCAGCAACAAAAGGACCACUCCCCCCGGUGACACUUCAGCACUCUGGUCAGAAAGCCAAACCCGUCUGCAUCAGCUGCAUCCUCCUGAGGCCCUGCAUGCCCCCCCCAGCGCUGGCAAGCCCGUCGGCUCCUCUUGUGGUCUCUUUGGGGCCAACAGCGGCAUCCAGGACUCAAGUGGCCCCGAUUCCGGUGUCAGUCCGGUCCUCGCUUGGCACGCCGCCGUUAGUGCGGCUCGCCAAGCCCAGGACGAUGUCGAAAAGCCCGACAUGAGGACGCAGCCGACCGCGGUUUGCACCACGGGACCAGCGCCCGUGGGCUCACUGGCGCAGAGGAAGAGGCAGCAGUACGCCAAAAGCAAAAAGCAGGGAGGAUCCACCAGCAGCAGGCCACCCAGGGCUCUGUUCUGCCUCACCCUCAACAACCCCAUCCGCAGGGCCUGCAUCAGCCUGGUGGAGUGGAAACCGUUUGAUAUCUUUAUACUGCUUUCUAUUUUUGCCAACUGUGUGGCCUUAGCCAUCUACAUCCCCUUCCCCGGAGAUGACUCCAACUCUACCAACCAAGAACUGGAAACAGUGGAAUAUGCCUUUCUGAUCAUUUUCACUAUAGAGACAUUUCUGAAGAUCAUCGCUUACGGUCUGGUCAUGCACCAAAACUCCUACGUGAGAAACGGCUGGAACAUGCUGGACUUUGUCAUCGUCAUAGUAGGUCUGUUCAGUGUAGUCCUGGAGAUGAUAACCAAAGACGCUGACUCUGGCGGCCAGUCUGGAGGCAAACCUGGGGGGUUUGAUGUCAAGGCCCUUCGAGCUUUUCGAGUGCUUCGACCGCUUCGCCUUGUCUCUGGAGUUCCUAGUUUACAGGUGGUUUUAAACUCCAUUAUUAAAGCAAUGGUUCCCCUGCUUCACAUUGCUCUGCUGGUCCUCUUUGUCAUUAUCAUCUACGCCAUCAUCGGCCUGGAGCUCUUCAUUGGCAAAAUGCAUGCAACCUGUAUGAUGCAAACAGGCGCCCUCGCAGAAGAAGAGGCCACGCCAUGUGCGGUUUCAGGGCACGGCCGUCAUUGCCUGCUCAAUGGUACAUCUUGCAGAGAGGGAUGGCAAGGACCCAACAACGGCAUAACCAACUUUGACAAUUUUCUGUUUGCCAUGCUCACUGUGUUCCAGUGCAUCACCAUGGAGGGCUGGACUGACGUUCUCUACUGGAUGAAUGAUGCAAUGGGCUUUGAACUGCCCUGGGUCUACUUUGUCAGUCUGGUCAUCUUUGGAUCCUUCUUUGUUCUCAACUUGGUUUUGGGUGUGUUGAGCGGAGAGUUUUCCAAAGAGCGAGAGAAGGCCAAGGCUCGGGGAGACUUCCAGAAGCUACGGGAGAAGCAGCAGUUGGAGGAGGACCUGAAAGGCUACCUGGACUGGAUCACCCAGGCGGAGGACAUCGACCCCGAGAACGAGGAGGAGGGGGACGAGGAGGGCAAGCGUAACCGGGUCACUCUGGCUGACCUCACUGAGAAGAAGAAAGGAAAGUUUGGCUGGUUCACUCAGUCCACAGAGACACAGGCGAGUAUGCCCAGCGAGACCGAGUCUGCAAACACAGAGAAUCACAACGGAGAGGAAAAUAAAUCCCCCUGCUGUGGGCCGCUAUGUCAAAAAAUUACUAAGUCAAAGUGCAGCCGUCAGUGGCGAAGGUGGAACCGGUUCUGCCGCAGAAAGUGUCGCGCAGCUGUGAAGUCCGUGACGUUUUAUUGGCUCGUCAUCAUCUUGGUGUUCCUCAACACACUGACCAUUGCUUCUGAGCACUACAACCAGCCGGACUGGCUGACCACAGUACAGGACGUGGCCAACAAAGUUCUCUUGGCGAUGUUCACCUUGGAGAUGCUAGUGAAGAUGUACAGUUUGGGGCUGCAGGCCUACUUUGUGUCGCUGUUUAACCGCUUUGACUGCUUCGUGGUGUGCGGGGGCAUCGUGGAGACCAUCCUGGUGGAGCUGGCCAUCAUGUCUCCGCUGGGCAUCUCUGUUUUCCGAUGCGUGCGGCUCCUCAGGAUCUUCAAGGUCACACGUCAUUGGGCGUCUCUUAGUAACCUGGUGGCCUCUCUGCUCAACUCCAUGAAGUCCAUCGCCUCCCUGUUGCUGCUGCUCUUCCUCUUCAUCAUUAUUUUCUCCUUGCUCGGCAUGCAGCUUUUUGGGGGCAAGUUCAACUUUGACGAGACUGUGACGAAAAGGAGCACGUUUGAUAACUUCCCCCAGGCCCUGCUCACAGUGUUCCAGAUCUUGACAGGAGAAGACUGGAACACCGUGAUGUAUGACGGUAUCAUGGCGUAUGGCGGUCCGGCCUCCUCUGGAAUGGUGGUCUGCAUUUACUUCAUCAUCCUUUUCAUCUGUGGAAACUACAUCCUGCUAAACGUCUUCUUGGCCAUCGCCGUUGACAACCUGGCCGACGCCGAGAGCCUCAACACAGCGCAGAAGGAGGAAGAGGAGGCCAAGAAGAGAAAGAAUAGUGUCAAGGACACAAGCACGGAUGCGAAGAGAGUUGAAAUAAUAGACGUCAAGGACGGAGAGACCAAGGCGACAGCAGAGGUUCUGCUGGAGGAAGACAAGGUGUCAUACCCGGCCAUUGACUCUCCAGCUUGUGAUGACGACGACAACGGUGGCGUUGUCCCAGAGGUCCCGCCAGGGUCGCAUCAUCUAAGGCUGUCUGAACUCAGCAUCAAAGAAAAGACUCCGCCCAUCCCGCUGGGCAGCGCCUUCUUCAUCUUCAGCAGCACCAACCCGUUCCGUGUGUUCUGCCACAAACUGAUCAACCAUCAGAUCUUCACCAACCUAAUCCUGGUUUUCAUAAUGCUCAGCUCAAUCUCUCUGGCUGCCGAGGACCCAAUACGCAACUUCUCUGCUCGUAAUAUCAUACUUGGUUAUUUUGACUAUGCUUUCACCGCAAUCUUUACUGUUGAGAUCCUGUUCAAGAUCCUAGGCUAUGCAGACUAUGUCUUCACUAGUAUUUUUACUUUUGAGAUCCUUAUUAAGAUGACAGCGUUUGGAGCCUUUCUCCAUAAAGGGGCGUUUUGCAGAAACUACUUCAACCUGUUAGACCUGCUGGUGGUUGGUGUGUCUCUGGUCUCCUUUGGCAUCCAGUCCUCUGCUAUUUCAGUGGUGAAAAUUCUCCGUGUUCUGAGAGUCCUGCGCCCGCUCAGGGCCAUCAACAGAGCCAAAGGACUAAAGCAUGUGGUCCAGUGUGUGUUUGUUGCCAUCAGGACCAUCGGCAACAUCAUGAUCGUCACCACGCUGCUGCAGUUCAUGUUCGCUUGCAUCGGAGUGCAGCUCUUCAAGGGGAAGUUUUAUCGCUGCACAGAUGACGCCAAGUCCAGUCCAGAUGACUGCAAAGGUACCUACAUUCUCUACAACAACGGGGACACAGCGCUGCCCAUGGUGAAAGAGAGGAUCUGGUACAACAGUGACUUCAACUUUGACAACGUCCUCAUGGCCAUGAUGGCUCUUUUCACCGUCUCCACAUUUGAAGGGUGGCCCACUCUGCUCUACAAGGCCAUCGACUCUAACAGAGAGAACAUGGGUCCCAUCUACAACUACCGCAUCGAGAUCUCCAUCUUCUUCAUCAUCUACAUCAUCAUCAUUGCCUUCUUCAUGAUGAACAUCUUCGUCGGUUUCGUUAUCGUCACCUUUCAGGAGCAAGGGGAGAAGGAGUACCAGAACUGUGAGCUGGACAAGAACCAGCGCCAGUGCGUGGAAUAUGCGCUUAAAGCUCGUCCUCUGCGGCGCUACAUCCCCAAAAACCCUUACCAGUACAAGUUCUGGUAUGUGGUCAACUCUACUGGUUUUGAGUACGUCAUGUUUGUACUGAUCAUCCUCAACACCUUGUGUCUGGCCAUUCAGCACCACGGUCAGUCUCAUCUGUUUAACUAUGCCAUGGACAUCCUCAACAUGGUCUUCACUGGGGUUUUCACGGUGGAGAUGAUCCUCAAGCUCAUUGCCUUCAAACCCAGAGGCUAUGUUGGAGACGCCUGGAACGUCUUCGAUGCCCUGGUCGUGAUUGGCAGUGUGGUCGACAUCAUACUGAGCCAGAACUAUUUUGCUGAUGCAUGGAACACGUUUGAUGCCUUAAUUGUUGUGGGUAGCGUGGUUGACAUUGCCAUCACUGAGGUUAAUUCAGCAGCCAUUCCCGUCGUCAAGGUGAUAGUGGAGGCAGGGAACACGGAGGACAGCGCUCGCAUCUCCAUCACCUUUUUCCGCCUGUUCAGAGUAAUGCGGUUGGUCAAACUUCUGAGCAGGGGGGAGGGCAUCCGGACUCUGCUGUGGACCUUCAUCAAGUCUUUCCAGGCUCUUCCCUACGUUGCACUCCUGAUAGCCAUGCUGUUCUUCAUCUAUGCUGUGAUUGGGAUGCAGGUGUUUGGCAAAAUAGCCAUGGUGGACGGAACUCAAAUCAACCGCAACAACAACUUUCAGACCUUUCCUCAGGCCGUCCUGAUGCUCUUCAGGUGUGCCACAGGUGAAGCCUGGCAGGAGAUCAUGCUGGCCUGCCUGCCGGGGAAGCUGUGCGAUCCAGAGUCGGACUACAACCCCGGAGAGGAGAGAACCUGCGGCAGCGGCUUCGCCAUUAUCUACUUCAUCAGCUUCUAUAUGCUCUGUGCUUUCCUGAUCAUCAACCUGUUUGUUGCUGUCAUCAUGGAUAACUUUGACUAUCUGACCCGGGAUUGGUCCAUUCUUGGUCCGCAUCACCUGGAUGAGUUUAAAAGAAUCUGGUCCGAAUACGACCCUGAAGCCAAAGGCCGGAUAAAGCAUCUCGAUGUGGUGACUCUGCUGAGGAGGAUCCAGCCUCCGCUGGGCUUUGGCAAGCUCUGCCCUCACAGGGUGGCCUGCAAGCGUCUGGUGGCAAUGAACAUGCCCCUCAACAGUGAUGGGACAGUCAUGUUUAAUGCCACCUUGUUCGCUCUGGUCCGCACUGCUCUCAAGAUUAAGACUGAGGGUAAUCUGGAACAAGCCAAUGAGGAGCUUAGAGCUGUGAUUAAGAAGAUUUGGAAGAGGACAAGCAUGAAGCUGCUGGACCAGGUGGUGCCUCCUGCAGGCGAUGACGAGGUAACAGUGGGGAAGUUCUAUGCCACCUUCCUGAUACAGGACUACUUCAGGAAGUUCAAGAGGCGCAAAGAGCAAGGUCUUGUAGGAAUGCGCUCGUGGGAGAGGCUGAACACAACCAUGGCUCUACAGGCCGGCCUGCGCACGCUGCAUGACAUUGGACCAGAGAUCCGUCGAGCCAUAUCAUGCGACCUGCAGGAGGCGGGGCUAGUAGAUGACAAUGGAGAGGAAGAAGAGGAUAUCUACAGGCGUAACGGCAGCCUUUUUGGAAACCACGUCAGUGCUGACCAGCAGGGCUGCUUCCACCCGACCACCGCCACCCAACGGCCGCUUCAGAUCCUGCCCUUCUCCUGCAGUGCCUCAGCCCGACCCGCCCCGACGGGCAGCAGAGCCAAAGACGCCGACGCAGAGGCCAACUCUUCCCCCAUCCGGUACAACCGCCAUCACCACACCCCCCACGACCCUCACUGCGUGCCCACCUUUCAUAAAUCACCGAUACCCUCCAACGCCAACCUCAACAAUGCCAACGUGCCCUCACUCCUCUCCGUGACCAAUGGGAGGCUGCAGAAGCGCUCGUUAAGGGGAGGCCGUGCGUCCUCCGCCAAAAACGGAUCCUCGGCGGCCGCUUCCAGCAAAGGAGCACACGACAAGCCGUGGAAGUCCCACUCCUCGAGGACACGUUACUAUGAGGCCUACAUUAGGUCAGAAAGCGGCGAUGGGCUCUGUUCCACCAUCCGUACAGAGGAGCCGGGGGACGGAGACAGCGAGGACGGGCGAGGCUCGGGGGAGUACUACAGCGGGGAGGAGUUUCAGGAAGACGACAUCAUGCUGGCACAGGAGCCGUACUGUGACGCCAGCAGCAGCUGCCAGCCGGAUGUGAUGCCGUCCAAAAAAGCCCACCGUGAUGCGGAGGGAGACUUUGACCUCGGGGUUUCCAGGAGCAACCACCAGCUUGACGGUUACUAUGACGACGACCAGCAGCCGAUCUGCCGAGUUGGCAGCCGGUCGCCCAGGAGGUGGCUUUUACCCUCACCUCAAGCUUCCAACAAAUCGACGUUCAAUUUUGAGUGUCUUCGCAGAAGAAGUAGUCAGGAGGACGCCCCUCUGUCUCCAUCCUGCACAGCUCUUCCACUACACCUGGUGCAGCAGCAGGUGAUGGCGGUGGCUGGUUUCGAUGCGAGCAGAAUCCACCGUUUGUCUCCUACGCGGUCGCUCCGCUCCUGGGUCACGCCUCCCGCCUCACCCAUCGCCCGCGACUGCUCUACCUGCUACACCCCACUCAUACAGGUGGACUGGCACAGACCCGGCAGCGUCUGCAGCAUCCCCGGAGCGGUGAAGAGGAGUUCGUGGUAUUCAGACGGGCCCCUCAGCCGCAGCCCCUCUCCGUCACGCCUGAAGUUACCCGCUGAAUGCUGCCCACACAUUCUGCAGAAGAGAGGCAGCGCCAACAGUGUGGUGGAGGCUGUGCUGAUCUCUGAGGGUCUGGGGAAAUACGCCAGGGACCCCAACUUCGUGACAGCGACCAAAAACGAAAUCGCAGACGCCUGCGAGAUGACCAUCGACGAGAUGGAGAGCGCCGCCAGCAACCUGCUGAACGGCAGUCUGGACAACGGCAACCCCGGGGCAGCGGGGGGCGCCGCCUCGGACCCGCGGGCCACCGCGCACGUUAGGGACAGCAGCAUCCGCGACUACAGCGACGAGGAGCCCUACGUGACUCUGAAAUGCGAGGAGGACCUUGCAGACGAGAUGAUAUGCAUCACGUCGCUAUAGCAGCGGCUCACGCGGGAUCAUUUAGUUUUUUUCAAUUGAAACUUCGACUUCGCUGUUCAGGGGCAUCCUGCAGGAGACGGAACACGUAGAACACCGAUGGACAAGAGAGCAAAGUGCCUUGUUUUCUCUUUCUGUGCAGAAUUGUAGGAGCUACGGAGAAAAAAAAACAGAUACAAAAGUGCUGAGAUGAAUUCAGCAAACGUUGAGACCAGCCUGCCUGUCAUUUAGCAGGGGUUCAGGACACCCCCCCAAAGGGUGUUUUUUAUUUCCUUCAUUAGCGUCUCUCUACAUCCAGCGAGGAUCAAGUCCAGCUGCCCAAUGCCGGACAGUUUGGUAAAAUACUGACAUGGUUAUUCAUA